Messenger RNA from Dromaius novaehollandiae (emu), 1129 nucleotides. RefSeq names its product carbonic anhydrase 14 (gene CA14). Gene Ontology annotation, biological process: one-carbon metabolic process. The transcript has 10 exons. The coding region runs from base 1 to 1005 and encodes 334 amino acids. The record is from RefSeq and is a predicted model, not a curated record. Gene Ontology annotation, molecular function: carbonate dehydratase activity; zinc ion binding. NCBI's taxonomy places the organism in Eukaryota, Metazoa, Chordata, Aves, Casuariiformes, Dromaiidae. Gene Ontology annotation, cellular component: plasma membrane.
AUGCUGCUGGCCGCGGUGCUGCUGCGGGGCCUCGCCCCGGCGCUGGCCGCCGCCGGCCCGCGGGGGCCGGAGCGCUGGGCCGAGGGCUUCCCGGCGUGCGGGGGCCGCGCGCAGUCGCCCAUCGACAUCGCCACGCGGCGGGCGCAGCCGGACCCCGCGCUGCCUCCGUUGCGGCCCCGGGGCACCGCCGCGGGCGCCUGGAGCCUGGCCAACAACGGCCACACAGUGGUGCUGGCGCUGCCGCGGGCGCUGCGGCUGCACGGGCUGCCCCGCGCCUUCGUCGCUGCCCAGCUGCACCUGCACUGGGGCCGCGGCGGGCGGCCCGGCGGCUCCGAGCACCUCCUGGACGGGCGGCGCGCCGACGCCGAGAUGCACGUGGUGCACUACGACGCCGAGCGCUUCGCCGACGCCGGCGAGGCCCAGCGACACGCGGGCGGCCUGGCCGUGCUCGCCGUCCUGCUGGAGGUCGGCGCUGAGCCCAACGCCGCCUACGACAACAUCCUGCGCCACCUCGGCAGCGUGCGCUACGCAGGGCAGGAAACCUCCAUCCCCUCCUUCAACGUGCGGGAGCUGCUGCCCGAGCGCCUGGACCACUACUACCGCUACAACGGCUCGCUGACCACCCCGCCCUGCUUCCAGGGCGUCCUCUGGAGCGUCUUCCACCAGCCCGUCCGCAUCGGCAGCGCCCAGCUGGCGCAGCUGCAGGGAGCCCUGUUCGCCUCGGCGGCCGAGCAGCCCGCGCCCCAGCGCCUCGUGGACAACUUUCGGGCGCCGCAGAGCCUCAACCAGCGGCUGGUGCUGGUGUCCGUCCCCGCCGGGCCGCGGGGCCGCUCGGCAGGGGAGAUCGUCGCCAUCGUCGCGGGCGCCGUCCUCCUCUGCCUCGGCCUCUCCCUCGCCGGCUACUUCGUGGCGAAGAGGAUGCGAGCGAGGAGGACGCAGGCGCAGGACGUCGUGUUCAAAUCCUCCACCCGCCGCCCGGCCUCCGACGACGGCCACCGCCUCUGAGCUGCCUCCUCCCCGCGCGCGACGCGAGUCCGGCAGGUCUCAGCCCCGUCUGGCAGACGGAGCUGGGACCCGCGGGACCCCCGUCCUCGUGCCGGGCCCCCGAGAGGCCUCCCCCCCCCCUUCC